This is a messenger RNA of Vigna unguiculata (cowpea), 1725 nucleotides long. Its product is annotated as receptor-like protein 51 pseudogene. The record is from RefSeq and is a predicted model, not a curated record. Lineage: Eukaryota; Viridiplantae; Streptophyta; Magnoliopsida; Fabales; Fabaceae.
CGCACUGUUCUAAUUCAGUUGAAAAGUUCUGACCCCAAAAUAACACGUAAGAAAGAAAAUUAAUAGUUAAAAAAGCAAUGACAUAGCAGUGUUUUUGUAUAUAAGUUUAAAAUUGAGUCAACUUUGGCGCUAUUCUGAAAUCCUUCUCCUUCACUUGUCUGUGUUUUUUACUCAUCGUUGAGCCAUGAAACAAACCCUCACCAUUCUCCUCUUCCUCCUUCCCACCAUAACCAUCUCAGUUUCUGAACCACUUGAUCCAAAGCAAGUGAAGGCCCUUCAAUCCCUCAACAUCCCUACAACAGAAGACCCAUGCUCCCAACCCUCCUUAGUCUGCGACACCUCCACACCCUUCCGACACCUCACCACCCUACAACUCUCGAACUGCACCUCUCCCCACCUCUCUCUCUCCUUCGCAGCCCUCAAAUCCCUCUCCACCCUCGACUCCCUCCUCCUCCUCAACUGCCCCGUCACCUCCACCCCCUCCCCCACGCGCUUCCCUCUCCAACUCGCCUCCACUCUCCGCUCUCUCACCUCCGUCAACAGCCUCCGCAACAUCUCCGCCGUCUCCCUCUCACAUCUCCGGAACCUCACCCACCUCACCCUCUCCAACCUCACCAUCAAAGCCUCCGCUCCCUACGUUCUCUUCUCCCAUAUCUCCAACCUCCAGUCCCUCACCAUCUCCCACGCCAACCUCGCCGGCUCUCUCCCUAAACACAUCCACUCCCCCAACCUCACCUACAUCGAUCUCUCUUCCAACAACCUCCGAGGAAACAUACCCUCCUCCAUCACCAUGUUGGACAACCUCCAAGUCUUGAUCCUUUCUUCUAAUCAGCUCAAGGGUGAGAUACCCUCUUCCAUUGGGGACCUCAUUUCUCUCAAAAACCUCUCCUUGGAUUCCAACUCCUUCUCCGGCUCUCUUCCCGACUCCUUCUCCGCCAUACCCGGUUUGGUUCACUUGGAUCUCAGUUCCAACCAGCUCAAUGGCACCAUCCCAGACUUCAUUUCCCAAAUGAGUAACCUCAAACAUUUGAACCUCGCAAACAACCUCCUUCACGGGGUUCUGCCUUUCAACUCCACUUUCAUCCACGGCUUGCAAGUGUUCAAGGUCGGUGGCAACGGGAACUUGUGUUAUAACCGUUCGGUGCUUCCUUCCAAGUUGAAGCUGGACAUCGCUCCUUGCGAUAAGUUCGGAAGGCCAGUGUCUCCUCCACCGUCCAAGCGUUCUUCUGCGGAUGAUAGCAGCGAUGAUGGAGACUAUGAUGGUGAUUAUGAUGAUGGUGGCGCCAGUGUUAGUCACAAGAAGGAGCAUCAUCAUGGACCCAACAAGGUGGUUCUUGGUGUGGCCAUAGCGCUUUCUUCCAUGGUAUUUCUCGUUGUUUUUCUAAUCCUGUGCUCCAAGUGCUGUCGCUGAAAAAAAGUUUUGGUUUCUGAACGCAAGAGUAGGAAUUUUGGUAAUUUAUUUGAAAUGUUUUUGUUUGAUUCAUUUAUUUAUGAUGCAAAGAGACGUGUGGAUGGUGCAGAGGGAGAGUGCAAGAGAAACGAGAGAGAUUGCGAAAAUGAAAGGUGGCACCCCAUAGAAUCAUGAGAGGAAAAUUGUUUAUGUUGAGCUUUUGUUUAAUUUGGUAUUUUAAUCAAUUUCUUGUGCAGUGCAAUGAUUUGCAUACGAGGAGCGAUGAUGGCCUUUGCCACUUUUGUAAUUAGCCGUUUAUGAGUAGAAAGAGGUGC